AUGAAAGCAGACGCGAGUAGGAUAAUUUGUAUCAGAAUAAUUGACGGAUCUCAUUUAUCAGAACAAACCGAAGUAAGCAUCCACGACUGCGUCUGUGAGCUGGAGCUGGCCAUGUUGGAUAGGAGCGAGUGGGGCAAAUCGCCAGGAUGCGAUGCAUUCUAUGAAAAAUUAUAUGUCGCAAUACGGCGAAUGAUGGAUCGAGCUUCCUGGAGCGAAUUUGAAAAGCACUGGCUUAGCACCGAUCCGAAACCGUGGUUAAUAAUUAAAAAGUAA
This is a messenger RNA of Plasmopara halstedii, 273 nucleotides long. RefSeq lists its product as uncharacterized. The record is from RefSeq and is a predicted model, not a curated record. The transcript is spliced from 5 exons. Bases 1 to 273 code for a protein of 90 amino acids. Lineage: Eukaryota; Oomycota; Peronosporomycetes; Peronosporales; Peronosporaceae.